Molecule: messenger RNA, 1341 nt
Organism: Quercus robur (English oak)
Lineage: Eukaryota; Viridiplantae; Streptophyta; Magnoliopsida; Fagales; Fagaceae
Product: myb-related protein 306
Exons: 3
Coding region: 156-1127 (323 amino acids)
Biological process (GO): response to auxin
Source: RefSeq, a predicted model, not a curated record
AGUAUUAGGUAUGCCCUUUAGAAAAGGCACACUCUACCUUGGACUCCUGUCUAUACAUCUCUUAUUAGAAAGAAAGGAGACCUUAUAGAGAUCACAAGGAAGACUAUUUGUUGAGGAAUCUUUGAAAACUUUGAGUGAGAGAGAAAGAGAGAGAGAUGGGAAGGCCACCUUGCUGUGACAAAGUUGGAGUGAAGAAAGGUCCGUGGACUCCAGAGGAAGACAUAAUAUUGGUCUCUUACAUUCAAGAACAUGGUCCAGGAAAUUGGAGAUCAGUUCCCACCAAUACAGGUUUGCUCAGAUGCAGUAAGAGCUGCAGACUUAGAUGGACUAAUUACCUCAGGCCUGGUAUUAAGCGUGGUAACUUCACUGAUCAUGAGGAGAAGAUGAUAGUCCACCUCCAAGCUCUUUUGGGUAAUAGAUGGGCAGCCAUAGCAUCCUAUCUUCCACAGAGAACAGACAAUGAUAUAAAAAAUUAUUGGAACACCCAUUUAAAAAAGAAACUCAGCAAGCUUAAUUCUGGUCCUGAUGGCCAAAAACAAGAUGGGUUCUUAUCCUCACAGCCGAAGGGUCAGUGGGAGAGAAGGCUCCAGACAGAUAUCCAUAUGGCUAAGCAAGCUCUAUGUGAGGCUUUGUCCCUUGACAAACCAACCCAAUUGCCUGAUUCAAAGCCCUCUAAUAAUAGCUAUCACCCUUUUACCAAACCAUAUCAAGCAUCAUCCACAUAUGCAUCAAGUGCUGACAACAUAGCUCGAUUGCUCGAGAACUGGAAGAAAAAUUCAUCACCAAAAUCAGCUCAGACAAACUCAGAAACCACUCAGAAUUCCUCAAACAACAACCUUGGGGCAACUGGUUCCAGUUCUAGUGAAGGGGCACAAAGUGCCACAACACCAGAUCAAGCUUUUGACUCACUGUUGAGCUUCAAUUCUUCCACCUCUGAAUCUGUGUCGGUGGAUGAGACAGCGAAUUUGACACCAGAAACCAGCCUCUUCCAAGAUGAAAGCAAGUCAAAUAUGGAGACUCAAGUCCCUCUCCAAUUGAUAGAGAAGUGGUUGUUUGAUGAUGGCACAACUCAGGGGCAAGAUGACCUAAUUAACAUGCCACUAGAGGACAAUGCAGUGUUUUUCUAAAAUGAAGUCCAGCUGCCUAGGUUUUUAGGGGUUUCCCCUUUGUUUUUUGUGGUUUAGGUCUUUAAGCUUUUGUAUAACUCCUUUCUAGCCCAAGCAGAAAGAUAACAAUCCCUCACUGGAGGAAGUAAAACUGUAAAUUAAUAAGUUCAUCUAUAUUAUACGCUAUGUGUACUGGAAAAUAGUAAUAAACCUCUUCUUGUCUUCUUAGAGCUAA